AGAGGAUCAGAAGGCCUGACCGACAACACCGUCCCCAAUUCUGGCUGGACACAGGACACCAGUAGGCCGGACCGACAACACCGUCUCCCAUUCUGGCUGGACACAGGACACCAGUAGGUCGGACCAACAACACCGUCCCCAUUCUAGCUGGACACAGGACACCAGUAGGCCGGACCGACAACACCGCCUCCCAUUCUGGAGAAACCAACUAGCCUGAGGAAGAAUUUAACUGAGUGGGCCUGCUGCAAACGACGCACAAAAAAUCAGACAUACAAACCACCUGACAUAACAGAAUGGACCUUUCCCACGUUGCUGUCCUUCAGAAGAACUACACAUUUCUGAAGGAGAACCUUCAGGUCGACCCUGUGCUGGAUGCCUUGUAUGAGAAAUGUAUCUUCACACAGACAGACUAUGGCAGGUGUAAAUACGCUGGGACAGAGAAAUGUGAGCUGGUGUUGGAGACGCUUAAAAAGAAGGGAGUAGAAGGUUACAAGACGCUCUGUGCUGUCCUCGAUACUACACAGCCUUUCAUCAAGGACAUACUUGAUAAGACCUCAAAUGAAGAAGGUAGCCCAGAUCUCGUCUAUGUUAACAAGGACAAACUGGAAGCUCAGUACAAAAACGAACUUGCUAAAAAAGAUGGAGAGAUAGCUGACUUGAAAGCUGCAAUAGAAGGACUUGAGCAACAAAUUGAACAAAACAACACUGAUCACGCUGAACUGGAGGAAAGAAUGAAGAAAGAAGGUGAUGAACACAUGACAGAGAUAGAAAAGAAGAACGGGGAAAUUGAAAAUCUGAAGACAGCGUUGUCAAAGUCAAAUGACGAGUUGCAGCAGUCUCAAGCAAAAUGUGAGAACGUGGAGAAGACACUGCUGGAAGAACAGGAAGCAUACGAUGCUCUAGUGGGUGUUCCAAGGUCACAGUCUCCAGACAGGGUGGACAAUACAGAGCAAGUCCAACGUGCAGGUUCCACUGAGACAGUGUGCCAGCUUUCAACUCAGUCCUGUUGUGAUGAGAGUCAGCUUCGUCUUCUUCCAUGCCUUCAUUCUGCCUGCAAGCCAUGCCUUGAUCACCAAGCUACACAGGCGGAAGAGACCUGCAUACACUGUCCUUCCUGUGGCCGGGAGUUCACCAUGGCGCAGACAUCAGUAGAUCAUGUCAGACGCAAUGAAACUGUCUACUCUGAAAACGUUGAUGGUGAGAUGACAUGCAACUACACCAAAGAAGAUAAUUCUACACCGGCUGUGAUGUACUGUCAUAAAUGUAAUGUACGCCUCUGUUCGGACUGUCAUAAAAUGCAUGACAAACUGAAACCGAAUGAAAACCAUAGGGUGAGUGGCAUCAACCAGUCAAAGAAUAUCCCCAUGAAGCAGUGGCUGAAGGAACAUAAUUGCAGUGACCACCCUGACAACAAACUGCAUCUGUAUGACCACACGUGUAAGAAGGCAGUCUGCCUUGUAUGUGCACUUGGGGCCCACAACAAGCACAAGAAUGAAGACUUGAAUCAGGCCUAUGACGUAGCAAAAGGUCAGCUGGAGGAGCAAGUACAGAAGCAGCAGCAUAAACUGAAAGAUGUCACUGACAGGAUGGGAAGUGUCACCAGUCACCAAAAUGAUCUUGCAGAGACGCAGAGAAAGCUGAAAGAGGACAUGACGGCAGUCUGCAAAAGUGUUGCUGCAAAGUUCCUUCAUCGACAGAAACAACUCAUGGAAGAACUUCAAGUGAGUCUCCAAGCCCCAAACGAAAUGGUUCAAGAGAAACGUGACACCUUACAUAACGUCCAUACUUCAAUAGUAUCGGCGAUAGACUACACCCAGAGAACACUUGAAUCCACAAGACGAGAGGAGCUCAUUACUCUCACAGAUGUACUGCAGACGAAAUGUGAUGACAAUGUGAAGAGGGAGCUUCCAGAAGAUGACACACAAGAUGCGAAGAUCCUUCUUACCUUUCAAGGUCAGAAAGCUCUUAUGGAACUCAUCGACACAUUUGGUGGACUUGUCCCCAGCCUCAACGUGGAUCACAUACCAGAUAAACAACCUACUUUACAGGAACUCCAAAAAUGGAAUAUGCAAUUGACCGUAAAAGAGGAAGACACCAGGAAGGUACAUGAAGGGCGGUGGCAUCAGCUUGGGGAGAUCAUUCAUCGUUUCACAGGAACCGUCCCCCGAUAUCGGGAUCACAAAGACUCCGACCUGAACAGCUGGCGUCACAGGAAGUCGCACCUGAACCGCUGACAUCACAGGACGUUUUUGAAGCUGCUAAACAUUUCAUAAUCGGAGCAAUCAUCCCUUCAGAGUCACCUGAGCGUGGUCUAUACCUGAAAGGGUAUUCAGGCACGAUGCACAUCAUCAGCGGGAAAAGAGGUUCUAGAGUCAUUACCUGUAUUAAGCUCCAACUAGAUGCUGGUCGAGCCAACCCACGCUACUGCCGUGUUUCUGCAGACGGUGUGCUGGCCAACUUUCCGCUCGAUAAACCAUACACGGACAGUGGCAGACUACAUGAAUUGUCCGGCACGUGUAGCUCCACCCCCAUCCCCCUUCCUCCAUCCCCCUCUAAUGUCACCCCUGUCCCCCACACAACACGAUACUGGGAGACCAACACCACGGUGUUUGUGGAGCGUGUGUUUGGUGUAAGGUGUUGGUUGACUGUCCUGGAGGUGGGUGUUGGGGAGGAGAGCCAGGUAGACAGUGGGAGCUAUUUUGUUUGUGACCAGCGCCGCUCCUGGUGUGUCCGUGUAGGGGGCUGUGACACACACCAGAAGAGUGUCUGUACCAGGGUGUGUCUGGCGGGGGAGGACGGGAAGUGUUACAGAAACACAAUGUCUUACACACGCGACACACACGCCACCCUCCACUAUGGCGUUGUGUUGGAUGUCGGGAGGGGUAGAAUAGGGUUUAUUGACGUAGACAGGUCGGUUGUUUUAAGGAAAGUUGAUGUGGAGUUCAAGGAGGAUCUUCUCCCCAUAUUUACUGUCGAUCCGACACGUUACUUCACAGUAGACAUGAAGGUGGUCAGUGGGGAGGAGAUCCUCAUGUCUGACAUCAAGAAAUCACUCAUUAAUGAAGCCCUGGCCUAAGAAAUAAACUACACAUGACCCAGUGUAAACUUGUACAUAUCACACAUCAACUAUAUCUGACAAAUUCAAUACAACAGAACUGAAAGAAGCGGACAUAGAAGUUACCUGUUCAUGUGUUGUAUUUUUCAUUUGUGUACUAGCAGCAUUUUACAUCCACACAGGAGUAUUGCUAUGAUUAUUAUUAUAUAAUAACUGAUUAGUUUAUGAAACAUUUCAUACAUUUCUGGUACAUGUCACAACUUACAACUGAGUUGAUGAUUAAGUAAAAAGUUGUUUCAAAUCAUGAAUAUCUUGACAUAUUUUGUUUUCACAUUGUGAAAUAAAUAGUUAAAAUACCCAUAUGUAGAGGUUAGACAAAUAACGUCCCAGUUUAAAUGUGCCAUGGUACUUGUGUUAUAACGAGGAAAGAAAUGUAGCUACUAAACUGUCUGUGUCUUUAUUCUAUCAGUCCUGUUGUGUUUGGAAAUAAUUUAAAUCCCCCACAGAGGAUGUGCUUUGUGUUUUUUCUUGGUCCAUGUAUCGACACAAAUAAUGUGAAAUGUACCAUCCUGCCAUGUCACAGAGCUGAUUACAAAAUGGCCCCCGCUGUACAUUUACAUGUGUGUAUGAAAUUGAAAAUUGAAAGUUGUGUGUGAGUUACUGUCUAAUAGAAACACUGGGUCUAACUCUGACAAUGGGGUGUGUAGAGAUGGAUGUGCCACUCUUAGAGUUCCACGCCAAUUCUAAAAUAGCAGGCUUUAUUUUUGGUCAGUAUGACAUGAGUUGAUAAUCAAUACCUGUAGUCUAACCCUGUUGUGUUUGACUCCGAUCUGUCUACUUCUCUAGUAAAUUACAAGGUUUAACUAGGGGAUAUAUUAUCACCAGAAUCCCGCUUUAGAGAACUGUUUGUAUUCAACUACUUUGCGAUGUCAAGUGGACUGGUUGACUUAUCUAAUAAAUGCAUGCAUUGACUUUCUAUAUUUCUAUAUUGUAUGUAUAUGAUAACAUGUCUGAUGUUCAUUGUGUAAGAUAUGCUAGGUGUUAGCUGAUGUUAUUUAAUAUGCACUGGAAAAAAUAUUGGUAUCAAUCCUGACAGGUUUUGCUGUUUACCGUGCACAGGGAAAUGGUCCACCUGAACAAUUCUGUUGUAUAUUUGCUUUAUCGAUUAGGUUUUGGUGUUGCCUGAAUUAUGUAAACUGGGGGAUUCAAAAAUAUUUUAUCGAAGUCCACCGAGAUGCUAGAUACAGUAAUGUAGUACUGUUCUUUGUAGGACAGUAGUGAUUUUGACAUUCUUAUUAAUGUGAGUUUAUAAAUAUCAAAACAUCUAGGCGGACCUGUGACAACUAUAGUCUACUUUCUCGAUUUGGUUUUGGUGUGCCUGCCUUUAGUUUUAUGUCAGCUGUAGGUGGCCCAAAAGUAAAACUGUUGAGAGGUUCAGUAAGAGUUUUUUUCUGGGACUACGUAGGAUCUAUAUAUUUCAUUUGAUUGCCAUUUAUAUAUCUAAACCAAAUCUAAUUUACCUGUGAUAAAAUAUUCUCUAUUUAACAUAGAUUUUCAAUAUAGAUGGUUGUUAACAAAGUUUAGGGGUGGCAGUAAUAAUCGACGUAUAUAGUUAGUUCCAAGCAGUUUUACCACUUACACUGAUGAAGUUAUUCUAUGCAAUCACAAUGGUGCUUUUGAAGAUGAAGUGCAUGUCGUGUGUCACGAAAUGAGGAUGAAUUAUUAAUGACACUUUAAACAUUAAUGUUCACUUAAGACGUUUCCGCAUAUCUCCAGAUGUUAAUGGAAUUGCAAAUUGUAACCUGUUCCGUAACGGGUAUUUUCUUACUGUAUGUUACUGUAACUGCCACUUCAUUCCUUAUGCAAGCUGCAAACAGACUUUGUACCAUGGGUCUUGAAGCCUUUAUACAAAAUAAAACACCAUCUGUCUGUC
Molecule: messenger RNA, 4988 nt
Organism: Haliotis rubra (blacklip abalone)
Lineage: Eukaryota; Metazoa; Mollusca; Gastropoda; Lepetellida; Haliotidae
Product: E3 ubiquitin-protein ligase TRIM33-like
Exons: 14
Coding region: 294-2234 (646 amino acids)
Biological process (GO): regulation of apoptotic process
Molecular function (GO): zinc ion binding
Source: RefSeq, a predicted model, not a curated record